Nymphalis io (European peacock) is the source of this 620-nucleotide messenger RNA. RefSeq lists its product as uncharacterized. Lineage: Eukaryota; Metazoa; Arthropoda; Insecta; Lepidoptera; Nymphalidae. The transcript is spliced from 4 exons. The coding region runs from base 1 to 387 and encodes 128 amino acids. The record is from RefSeq and is a predicted model, not a curated record.
AUGCCUUUAAAAGAAGAGUCGGCCAAGCUCUGUGACAUUAUUUCUAUAUACCCCUCCGAUUUUAGACUUCAAGCAUAUAAUGCGCUUAUUCUUUGCGCGUGCGCGUUAAUGACAUCGGCACAGUUCAACCACUUUGGUCUUGGUUUCUCAGACGGUUACCUCGCCACCAACUUUGGCCCUCCGAGUUUAAAUACUCUAUCUGCGGCAGCUGCUAGAGAUCCGAGGGCUAACACAGGCCCAGUAGUGUUCCCACCUUCGCCCCCCGGCGACCCAUCUCAGAGCAGCGGAGUAGUCCCUGGUGCAUCGGGUUAUGGCUUCCAGCCUCCGAGCUCCCAAGGCUCAGGUGUUCCAAGAUAUUUCUACCGAGGUUUCUACAGAAGAAGAUAAAAUUUAUAAAUAAUACAUAAAUGAUAUAUAAAUACUAAUUAAAUCCACAUGUACCUACCCUAUGUAUUAUAUUAGCUUUCAUGUUUGUACAGUUACAUUCCGUAGUACAAAUAUUAAAUAACAUUGUAUAUAAAAAUGUAAAUCUGUGAUAUCUGUGUGAAAGAUGCUUUAUUUAAAUUUGCAAUUAAAUAAUGAAGAAUUAAUUCGCUGUCGACACAUGUAAUGUGUUGAUU